Rhizopus microsporus ATCC 52813 is the source of this 351-nucleotide messenger RNA. RefSeq lists its product as uncharacterized. The coding region runs from base 1 to 351 and encodes 116 amino acids. Lineage: Eukaryota; Fungi; Mucoromycota; Mucoromycetes; Mucorales; Rhizopodaceae. The record is from RefSeq and is a predicted model, not a curated record. The transcript has a single exon.
AUGCAUUGGUCUGCUGCUCACCAACCACAAGUUUUCACCAAUAUAGAAACGAACAACAAUAUUGAGAGUUGGCAUAACCAGUUAAAGGUGAAUUAUUUACAAAGAAAAAGGAAUAGAAGACUGGAUCAAUUAAUAUUUAUCUUAGUUGAUGAUGCUCAUACUGAUUCUAUGCACAAUACCGCAAAGAUGGCCACUAAUAUUGGACGUACUAGCUCAGAGACUAGAGAGGUAAUAAAGAGAAUUAUUGCAGCAGAAGAGAUCAAUGAGCUGCCAUUAGAAGAUAUGGCGCAGAAGGUACAUAUCGAUGAAGAAGUUUGUUAUAUUGUCAAGUCUUUGUUAACAAAUACAUGA